AUGAGCACUCAAGCUCGCGCUACACUAGUAUGGCGCGAGAUUCCGGGCCUCGGCCCGAACAAUUCUGCCGAACUCGGCCCGUGCGAAACCGUGUGGUGGUCCGAUACGGGCGGCAAUCGGAGAAGGUCGAAUUUCGCGUGUAUUUCCCACGCGGAGAAGAACAAGGAGGGAAAGGAUUUCGCGCCUGCGUUCGGUCAGCUUCUCAAGCAUCCGUUGGCCACGCUCGCAUUGGUACCCAAAGACGCUGCUCUUUUCGCCGCCGGUGCGAUUGCCGGCGCCGCCGCCAAAACUGUCACCGCGCCGCUGGACCGCAUUAAGCUGCUUCUGCAGACUCAUGGACUUCGGGCAGGACAAGAAGGCGCAAAGAAGGGAAUUGGAUUUAUAGAGGCCUUCACAUUGAUUGGGAAGGAAGAAGGAUUAAAAGGCUACUGGAAAGGGAACCUUCCACAGGUUAUACGAAUCAUACCUUAUAGUGCUGUGCAGUUGUUCGCUUAUGAAGCAUACAAGAAACUUUUUCAAGGACAAGAUGGGGAACUCUCUGUAAUUGGAAGAUUAGCUGCAGGUGCUUGUGCUGGCAUGUCUUCAACUUUCGUUACGUACCCGCUAGAUGUUCUUAGGUUGAGAUUAGCUGUUGAGCCUGGAUACAAAACAAUGACAGAGGUUGCUUUGAACAUGCUGAGAGAGGAAGGGUUCAUGUCAUUUUAUAAUGGUCUAGGACCUUCUCUUAUUGGAAUCGCACCUUAUAUUGCAGUGAAUUUUUGCGUUUUUGACUUGGUGAAAAAGUCUCUUCCAGAAAAAUAUCAAAAGAGAACUGAAGCAUCAUUGGUAACAGCUCUGGUAUCGGCCACUGUAGCCACACUCAUGUGCUAUCCUCUCGAUACAGUCAGGAGGCAAAUGCAAAUGAAGGGCAGUCCUUAUAUGACUGUUUUGGAUGCCAUUCCAGGUAUUGUGGCUCGUGAUGGUUUAGGAGGACUAUACAGGGGUUUUGUGCCCAAUGCAUUAAAGACUCUACCGAACAGCAGCAUAAGGCUUACGACAUUCGACUCCGUAAAGCGACUUAUCGUAGCAGCCGAAAAAGAACUUCAAAGCAUUGAAGAGGAAAAUCGGAAGCAGCAAGAGCACAGUAAGGUCCUGCCCACAACUAUCCCAUCUGCUCGGUACUUCAUGGCCCCUUCUGCUCGGUUUUUCAUGUGUCUCUGCUCGCAACAACCCCACCUGCUCGGUCUUUCAUGGCUCUUCUGCUCGGUCUUUCAUGAGUCUCUGCUCGCAACAACCCCAUCUGCUCGUUUUGGUUUUCAAUUCUCCUCACUAACGCCAGCGAGAAAAGGGAGCCGCCGUGCACUCCAUCGACCACCGGCAAAAAUGUCUGUACCAGUAAACCCGAAGCCUUUUCUGAACAAUUUGACUGGGAAGCCAGUAAUGGUGAAACUCAAAUGGGGAAUGGAGUAUAAAGGUUUUCUCGUAUCCGUGGAUUCUUACAUGAAUUUGCAGCUUGCAAAUGCUGAGGAAUAUAUCGAUGGGCAGUGUACAGGAAGUCUUGGGGAGAUAUUAAUCAGAUGUAACAAUGUUCUUUAUCUGCGUGGGGUGCCAGAGGAUGAAGAAAUCGAAGAUGCAGAAAACGAGUAG
Messenger RNA from Striga hermonthica, 1626 nucleotides. The record is from the annotation of a GenBank genome assembly. NCBI's taxonomy places the organism in Eukaryota, Viridiplantae, Streptophyta, Magnoliopsida, Lamiales, Orobanchaceae.